AACCUCAGCUUCAGUAUAAAAAGGGAAGCCAGGACUCUGUUCAUGAACUCAUCAUGAUGAAGCUGACUCUAUGUGCCACUCUCGUCUGGAUGAUCUUCAGCUCUGCUGAAGCUCUUCAGUGUCUGAACUACGAUCUAAUACAGGACACUAUAUCAUCACCAUGCGACUCUUCUGCUGAGCUGUGUGCAACAGCUGGCGUUAACCUGUUACCUGGGGAUGACAGAUAUAAUGGAACCAUGAGGAUGUGUGUUCCACCAUCAGUCUGCGCUGCACAGGAUGAGAUAUUCUCAGUCAGUUAUAAAGAAUUGAUACUGGCUGCAUCUAUUCGUUGCUGCAACACAGACAACUGCAACAGUGGUAUUUUAACCUAUCCUGAGCUUAAACCAAACGGCCUGGAGUGUUCCACCUGCACUGAUCAAACUGUCUGCAACACGACAGUGGAGUGUUUAGGCACUCAGGACAGCUGCUUCAGUGGAACAGUGAAGAGGUUUCGCCGGAUCAUCCAGAUCCACGGCUGUGCAUCUUCAAACCUGUGUGGAGAUCAUCCUGACUGGGAAGGCCAUUUUUUCUUUGAUCAUUUUUAUCUUGGUACCGGUGCAUCUAACUGUUGGAACGCCACCCUGCGUGAUUCAGCUCUGACCACCUGACUGAGUUUGUCUCUGUUUUAAAAGCUAGCUCUUUUCACUAGCUAACUUGUUUUCAUACUUUCAGUUAACUUCAUGUUCCAUUCUUUUUUCUUUUGUUUCAGAUCCUGAUCUUGAACCAAAUGUUGUUUACUCUACAAAUAAACUGUUUUAC
Messenger RNA from Cheilinus undulatus (humphead wrasse), 798 nucleotides. Its product is annotated as phospholipase A2 inhibitor and Ly6/PLAUR domain-containing protein-like. The record is from RefSeq and is a predicted model, not a curated record. Lineage: Eukaryota; Metazoa; Chordata; Actinopteri; Labriformes; Labridae. The coding region runs from base 54 to 647 and encodes 197 amino acids. The transcript is spliced from 5 exons.